AUGGGUCGCAGAAAGGUCUCCAAUAUUGCCCACUAUCACCGUGGAACUGUUCACCCCAAUGCAGAUGGGCGAAAAGCUGGGAAGGGAGAGGCACGGCCGAAGGAGUCAAAGGUCAUUCGGGGCCAGCAUGAUACUUCAUUAAGAAAGCGCACCUUAGAGGACGGAGAGGUGGUUAUCGACCAUGGGAAAGAGAAUCAUGGCCCCAUCAAGGUGCCACUGAAGCGCAGGAAGACCACCAAGAAUACUGUCGACGUAGCGCUCACUGCCAGAGUCACCACGCAGGCUGCGACGCUGGCUUCAGGCCAUGUCCCUGAUCCUGUCCUCACAGCCUCUAUCUCUGAAGCUCAUCAAGUUGCACAAUUGCUCAAAGCCCGUUAUCUGCUCCCUAUGCCGCAGUCCGUGAUCUUUCAGCCCCCCGCGUACCCGGCCAGUCCAUCCGCACUGCUAGCCGCCCACCUGUGGUUGGAGACAUUUGCCAUCUGGCAUGGCUUGGCUGCAUCCAUUGACAUUUGA
This is a messenger RNA of Schizophyllum commune H4-8, 513 nucleotides long. RefSeq lists its product as uncharacterized. The record is from RefSeq and is a predicted model, not a curated record. NCBI's taxonomy places the organism in Eukaryota, Fungi, Basidiomycota, Agaricomycetes, Agaricales, Schizophyllaceae. The transcript is spliced from 3 exons. Bases 1 to 513 code for a protein of 170 amino acids.